CACUGAAAGCUGCAGCCUGCAGUGCCGGGGACACUCCUCUUCGCAACAUAAAUAUGCGCCGCGAGAAGCUGCUUUUAUAUGUUUUUAAUUUUUUUACUAUUACCAACAUUAAUUUUUCUUCAUUGAAUUAAAUAUAUAUUAUAAUAAUUUUUAUGGAGUUCCUUGCAUCCCUUCAUCUUCCAAAACACACGCUACGGGUUUCUCAAAUCGUUGUGCCCUAGAUCCGUGGCUUCGCUGCCCAAGUUCUGAGCUUCAGUGAUACCCUUUUUGUCACUCUUUCAGUUUGGACACUGGGAAAGCUUCAUGAGUUUUGAAGCUGUUGUGCUUCUUGUGUUUUGAUGGGUGGAAUAUGUCAGCUAUUUGGUGAUUUGGGGUCGCAUUUGAGAUCAGAUGAGUACUGUAUUACUUUGUAGUAAUUUUACAAUUUAAGUUAUUGGACAUUUGAUAUGGAUUUUGACUGAGCUUGUGAUUACAGCUCAGAAGAGGAUAGUAUGAUAAUAUCGUGGAGAUACAAUUUGUGUGGAUAUUGAGAUUGGUGGUUAUUGUUGAAGGGUCUGGUCACUUGUGUAUAUGAUGGGUUGCGUUUGUUGCAAGCCCUCAGCCAUUGAUGACAGUAGGGAGAGUCCAAGGGAGCGAUUAUCAAAUAAGGUUUCAUUGGACCCUCUUGUAUGUAGGGCUACCUCAUCGAGGAGGGAGGAAGGAUAUCGAGUGAAGGAUAGAUAUGAUAAUAAUGAUGGUAGAAUUGCGUCCAUGGAUAAACAAGGAAAUGGCUCUGUUCGUUUGCAGGGUGAUAAUGUUGAAAGGAAGAGGGAGAAAACGGAGUAUGUUGUUAUACAGCAUCCAGGAAAUGGUAGUGUUCCAAAAGCCACAGAAGGGGAGCAGGUUGCAGCUGGGUGGCCUUCAUGGUUGGCAGCAGUGGCUGGAGAGGCUAUCAAGGGAUGGUUGCCACGACGAGCAGAUUCUUUUGAGAAGUUGGAUAAAAUUGGUCAGGGGACUUAUAGCAAUGUUUAUAGAGCUCGUGAUCUUGAACAAAAGAAAAUUGUCGCUUUGAAAAAAGUGAGGUUUGAUAAUCUUGAACCUGAGAGUGUUCGCUUCAUGGCAAGGGAAAUUCACAUUCUUCGUAGGCUUGAUCAUCCAAACGUCAUAAAACUGGAAGGUCUAGUUACAUCAAGGAUGUCUUGCAGCCUAUACCUAGUUUUUGAGUACAUGGAACAUGACUUGGCUGGGCUAGCUUCACAUCCUGGACUGAAGUUCACAGAAGCACAGGUCAAAUGUUAUAUGCAGCAGCUUUUAUGUGGACUUGAUCACUGCCACAGCUGUGGUGUACUGCACCGUGACAUUAAGGGAUCCAACCUUCUGAUUGACAACAAUGGUAUCUUGAAGAUUGCAGACUUUGGUUUGGCAAGCUUUUAUAAUCCCAAUCAAAUUCAGCCAUUGACGAGCCGAGUUGUUACGCUUUGGUAUCGGCCUCCAGAGCUAUUGCUUGGAGCAACUUACUAUGGCGCUGCUGUAGAUUUAUGGAGUACAGGCUGCAUACUUGCUGAGCUAUAUGCUGGAAAGCCUAUUAUGCCAGGAAGAACUGAGGUUGAGCAGCUACAUAAAAUUUUUAAACUUUGUGGCUCACCUUCUGAGGAUUAUUGGAGGAAAUCGAAGCUGCCUCAUGCAACAAUAUUUAAACCUCAACAGCCCUACAGGCGGUGUGUUGCAGAUACAUUUAAGGAGUUUCCUGCACCUGCAUUAGCACUCAUGGAAACCCUUUUAUCCAUAGAUCCUGCUGAUCGUGGAACAGCAGCAUCUGCUUUGAAGAGUGAGUUCUUCACAACAAAACCCUUACCUUGUGAUCCUUCAAGUUUGCCCAAGUAUCCUCCGAGCAAGGAAUUUGAUGCCAAAGCACGGGAUGAAGAAGCUAGAAGACAAGGAGCUCUCGGAAGCAAGGGCCACAGACAAGGGACAAGAGAGUCUCGGGCUGUCCCUGCACCCGAUGCUAAUGCUGAACUGGUUCUAUCCAUGCAGAAGAGACAAGGUCAAUCCAACUCUAAGAGCCGUAGCGAGAAGUUUAACCCUCAUCCUGAAGAAGUUGCUUCAGGAUUUCCCAUUGACCCCCCUAGGCCAUCACAGGCUGUGGAAGUAGGUAUGGAUCACCAGGUACAGCAACAUAAAAGAGCUUCCCAUUCUGGUCCACUUUGUAACCGUACUGCAUGGACAAAAGCCGGGAAAAACCAGGAUGAUGCACCAAAGAUCUCCAAUGGAGGCGACUUGUCAGCAAUGUCUGGCUUAGUUGCUGCAAGAAGGAGCAUGUUAUCUGAUGAUCGCAAAGAAAGGUCUGCAUCAUCACAUACAGAGGUUCCCAAACUAAUAAGCCGGUUCCCGGGAUCCUUGAAGGAGGCCUCUGAAUCAUUGAUGCAGCAUGAACAAAAGCAUGCUGGAGCUCCUCCCCAAAAGGAAGAAGCGCGAGGCAACAACAAAGACCCAAUUCCUGUUGGUUAUGGGUCCAAGGGUCAUAAAAUUCAUUAUUCUGGUCCAUUGCUAGUUCCAUCUAGCAACACGGACCAGAUGUUGAAGGACCACGAUCGCCAAGUUCAAGAAGCUGUCAGAAGAGCGCGAUUGGACAAGGCGAAGAUGAGAAGACUUCAGGCUGAAGGGAACCAGAUAACCACCAAUUCAUUAUUUGUUUCUGGUCGCUGAGCUGUUGUAUGUAGGGCCUGGUGGCCAUAAAAUGCAAAGCCAUCACAUAAGAAGAUCACUGCAAAAAUAAUUUGGCUGGUGAUUUUUCUCUUGUGAAUUUCUUUUAUACUCUCCCUUUGUACGUAUAGGGUAUAUCCCUCGCAGAAUGCCCCCGGUGGCGGUGGUAGGUAACUUAAUAGCACAGAGAAAUCUCUUUCCUCUUACGGCUGCAAUUUCUGAUAUAUGGCUGUUCUUGUAAAGCUUAUCAGCCUUGAGCUGUAGAAUUCUGAGAACAAUUUGUUCCUCCUUUGAUUUUUACGUGUCGUUAAUAUUUUCUUCUCAUUUAUUUCAUAUGUGGCUUAAGCUUUUAA
This is a messenger RNA of Prosopis cineraria, 3035 nucleotides long. RefSeq names its product probable serine/threonine-protein kinase At1g54610. Gene Ontology annotation, cellular component: nucleus; cyclin-dependent protein kinase holoenzyme complex. Bases 571 to 2685 code for a protein of 704 amino acids. Gene Ontology annotation, molecular function: RNA polymerase II CTD heptapeptide repeat kinase activity; ATP binding; cyclin-dependent protein serine/threonine kinase activity. The transcript is spliced from 9 exons. Gene Ontology annotation, biological process: protein phosphorylation; positive regulation of transcription elongation by RNA polymerase II. Lineage: Eukaryota; Viridiplantae; Streptophyta; Magnoliopsida; Fabales; Fabaceae. The record is from RefSeq and is a predicted model, not a curated record.